This is a messenger RNA of Chrysemys picta bellii (western painted turtle), 1814 nucleotides long. NCBI's taxonomy places the organism in Eukaryota, Metazoa, Chordata, Testudines, Emydidae. The record is from RefSeq and is a predicted model, not a curated record.
UUCACAUGAUCUGGCCUGGCGUUCUCGGCCUGCCGCCUUUGUCUUGCUUGGAGUGACACGUCAGACCUUGCGGCGCGUGCAAGGGAACCGGCCUGUUCCAACCCCCCGUCGGGGUGGGGGAGAGGCGUGUGCUGACUAUGAAUACGGUGCUGACAGACGUGGUGAGUCCGCGCCGCUGGGGUAAUUCUGGAAACUAUGGACAUACUCUUUAGAAUAAGAGGAGGCCUGGAUCUUGCAUUUCAGCUGGAUACUACUGAUGAGACUUCGGCGAAAAAGGCAGUAAAAUACGUUUUCAGUGAUCUGUCGACCAAACUGUCUUCAAAUGUGCUGGUAUUAAGAAUUUGCCAUAGUUCAGUGUAUGUAUGGCCUAACAGUAGUAUGAACACAGUUCCAUCAGAACUGACUGAUAAUUCUGUUUGUAAGGAGAUAAUACGAUUUAUUCAAUUUGACCAAGAAGAUGAGACCAAAAGAAAACUUACAAAAAAGAAGGAUAAAAAGUUCCAAGAUACGAAGCAGAUAGUAAAUGUAGACCUUAUGUUGGAAAUGACAUCUCCUUUGGCAGCUGUAGCCCCAGUCAUUGAAAGGGAAAACAAGAGACACCACUACGUUAACAUGACCUUACCAAUUGAUGUUGUUGUAUCUGUUUCUCCAGAAGAGCCAUGGAGGAAUGUACGAAAUCUCCUGGUGAAUGCAAUUCAUAAGCAACUAACUGAUAUGGAAAGAUGCAUUUUGAAAUAUAUGAAGGGAACAUCUAUUGUGGUACCUGAACAAUUUCACUUCAUGCUACCAGGAAAAAAGCACCUUGUAACAAUUUCAUAUCCUACAGGCAUUUUAGAGAAUCAUCUAGAGACUUACAGAAAGGAAUUACAUGAACUGUUCCAUCUGCCCUCCGAUAGACCAUAUUUAAGAAGAGCGAAUGCUUAUCGCUUUCCAGAUGAACCGUAUAAAGAUGGAUAUCUCAGAAAUCCACACACCUAUCUCAAUCCACCUGGCAUAGAGGCUGGUAUGGUCUAUUUGGUACAUGGUGUAUAUAGUUAUCAUCAUUAUAUGCAGGAUCGGAUAGAUGAUAAUGGCUGGGGAUGUGCCUACCGGUCUCUGCAGACUAUCUGUUCAUGGUUCAAACAUCAGGGUUACACAGAGAAAUCUAUACCUACACACAAGGAGAUUCAACAGGCACUUGUUGAUGUUGGAGACAAACCAGCUGCAUUUGUUGGGUCGCAGCAGUGGAUUGGCUCUGUUGAGGUACAACUUGUAUUGAACCAGUUAUUAGGAAUAACUUCAAAAAUACUGUUUGUCAGCCAGGGUUCUGAGCUAGCUUCUCAGGGAAGAGAACUUGCUAAUCAUUUCAAGACUGAAGGAACUCCAGUUAUGAUUGGUGGAGGCGUUCUGGCUCACACAAUACUAGGAGUGGCAUGGAAUGAGAUUACAGGACACAUUAAAUUUCUGAUUCUAGACCCACAUUACACUGGUGCAGAAGAUCUGCAUGUUAUCUUGGAAAAGGGUUGGUGUGGAUGGAAGGGCCCAGACUUUUGGAGCAAGGAUGCUUAUUACAACCUCUGCCUACCUCAGCGACCAAAAACUAUUUAAAUUCCAAUUGCAAAAAAUCAUGUUAAUCCAGAAUUUAAGACUUGAUAUAGACAGAGCUGGCUUAUUUUAAAUAAAACGCAUAAGCUUUAGAAAACUUACUUAUUUUCAAUUUAAAUGGUAUUUUGUCAGUCAAAAGUUGAAAUAAAAAUGCUAGUUGAAUUCUUUACACAGCAAUUUAAGUAUAAAAUGUCUUUUUAAAUAAAAAACAUCAAAAAUGGAAGAAUAAA